AUGAACAGGUUUAGGAAACAAUCAGCACGGGCUGCUGAAACUGAGAAUAAUAAACUUGCUUUGGCGCUGUCUAAAGAAAAGUUAUCUGGGUUAAAGAAUGGCGAAGAACAACGCAUUGCGCGAAAACCCGCAAAACCUGCAAGCGCGGUGCGGGAGAAACAAGGCGAAUUCGGAAAUGUGUUUUUCUCUCUAACUUUUCUAGUCGCUUCGCCAGCGAGUAGCAAAGAAGCUACGAAUUAUUUUUUCAAAGCCGCAUUCGGUAUGGGCAUUAUGUUGCCUACUCGCCACCGGAUUUUAUACAUUCUAUAUUCAUUUGCGGUCAACUCUAUGGCUACGCUCUAUUUCCCGAUCGGUUUUACGCUCAUAUUUUUCACAUUACCGGAAGAUGACUUGGACGUCAGUAAUCUGCUCACCUCGUUGCAGGUCACAUUUGAUGUAUACGCUGGUUCAAUAAAACUCAUCAUAAUGGCAUUUCUGUUGGGAAAGCUACGCACAUCGGAGAUCGUGUUUCAGCAACUCGAUAAUAGAUGUCGUACGCCGGAUGAAAUGAAUGAGUUGCGUAAAAUGCAGCAAUUUGGUCGAAAAGUGAUUAUAUUCUAUAUGACCAUCUUUCUAAUCUACUCGUCCAGCACAUUUCUUGGUUCGGUCACAUUCGGUUACCCACCGUAUUCACUAUACUUUCCCUUCCUUAAAUGGCGGCGUUCACGCAUCGAAUUUAUAAUCGCUUCUCUGCUUGAGUUCUUAAUAAUGGACUUGGCUUGCCUACAACAAACCGUAAACGAUGGCUGUCCUGUCGUUUACGUCAAUAUUUUGCGUACUCAUAUGAAAAUUUUACGUUCGCGUGUGGAGAAGCUGUGCACCAACGCAGCACUUACAAAGGAACAAAAUUUGUUGGAAUUGAAAUUGUGCAUUAAGGAUCAUCAGUUGUUGCUUGAACUCUAUGAAAUAAUUGCGUCCAUCGUCUCGAUAACGCUCUUUCUACAAUUUACGGUCUCAGCCAUUUGUGUUGGCACUACGCUCAUCAAUUUUGUCAUUUUUGCGAAUGGCUUCUCUACACGUGUAGCCUGUUUUUGUUUCAUACUCGCUGUGCUGAUCGAGAUCUAUCCGAUAUGCUAUUACUCGCAAUGUCUGAUAACUGAGAGUGAAGGAUUGUCGGAUGUGAUUUUCCACUCGAAUUGGAUUGAACAAAACAAGGAGUAUCGACAACUCUUAAUUUUUUUCAUACAAAAUGCCCAACGACCAAUGUCUUUAACCGCUGGCAAAUUAUACCCGGUGACAUUGAGUAAUUUCAUUAGUAUUGCUAAAUUCUCCUUCUCGUUGUAUACUUUUAUAGAGAAAAUGAAUUUAAAAGAGCGUCUAGGUAUCGAGUGA
Molecule: messenger RNA, 1371 nt
Organism: Ceratitis capitata (Mediterranean fruit fly)
Lineage: Eukaryota; Metazoa; Arthropoda; Insecta; Diptera; Tephritidae
Product: odorant receptor 42a-like
Exons: 4
Coding region: 1-1371 (456 amino acids)
Biological process (GO): sensory perception of smell; detection of chemical stimulus involved in sensory perception of smell
Cellular component (GO): plasma membrane
Molecular function (GO): odorant binding; olfactory receptor activity
Source: RefSeq, a predicted model, not a curated record